AGUGAGUCGAGUAUCUGCCAGGCGCGGGCCACUGUGAUGGUAUAUGAUGAUGGAAAUAAGAAGUGGCUGCCAGCAGGGGCUGGACCACAGACCUUCAGCAGAGUCCAGAUCUAUCACAACCCCUCCACCAAUGCCUUCCGAAUAGUGGGACGCAAGAUGCAGACAGACCAGCAGGUGGUUAUAAACUGCCCUAUCGUGAGAGGGCUAAAGUACAACCAAGCCACACCAAAUUUUCAUCAGUGGCGGGAUGCACGACAGGUGUGGGGGCUCAACUUUGGCAGCAAGGAGGAUGCUGCUCUUUUUGCCAAUGGCAUGUCACAUGCUCUGGAGGUGCUCAACUCUGUGGCAGAUGCAGGUUACGCGACACUUCCACGGCCAAUAUCAAAUGGUCCAUCUCCUGAAGAGAUCGAGCAGCAGAGGAGGUUGGAGCAGCAGAGGUUGGAACAGCAAGAACGGGAGCGACAGGAGCGAGAGCGACAGGAGCGAGAGCGCCAGGAAAGGGAGAGAUUAGAGAGAGAAAGACAAGCUGCAGCAGCACACAUCCCACCCGCUCCACCUAUGCCCACCGGAGGCCCUGCUCCUCCACCUGCCCCUCCUCCUCCACCAGGGCCUCCACCUGCCUCAGGUAUUCCGCCCCCCCCAGGACCUCCACCACCUGGCUCUGGAGGACCCCCGCCUCCGCCACCUCUGCCAUCAAACGAAGGGGGGGGUUUAGAUGGUGGAGCAGCUGGGGGCUUGGCUGCUGCACUGGCUGGAGCAAAACUCCGCAAAGUAUCUAAACAGGAGGAAGCGUCAGCUCCAGUUGGCAGAGCGGACGCUAGUCGUAGCAGCAACUCUUCCAUUGGAGGAGGUGGGGACCUGAUGGGUGAGAUGAGCGCCAUCUUAGCUCGAAGGAGAAAAGCAGCUGACACUGGAGAGAAAGUACCUAUGAAGGCACAGGAUAAUGAGGAUUUGGAGCCUCAGGGUCAAAGUGAGACCACGAGAAGACCUUGGGAGAAAUCCUCAUCCACCAUGACCAGGAAUAACUCCAUUCCCAAGAGCAUGGACUCCACCUCCUCAUUAUCUCAAAGUUCCAGGGUGAAGCCUGCAAACAACAGUAAUGACACAAGUGGAUUCGAUGACUCAGAUUUAGAAAAAAUGAAACAGGAAAUCCUUGAGGAAGUGCGAAAAGAACUUCAAAAAGUAAAGGAGGAAAUAAUCAGAGCAUUUAUUCAGGAGCUGCAAAAGAGAAGCACAUAG
Molecule: messenger RNA, 1239 nt
Organism: Nerophis lumbriciformis (worm pipefish)
Lineage: Eukaryota; Metazoa; Chordata; Actinopteri; Syngnathiformes; Syngnathidae
Source: RefSeq, a predicted model, not a curated record